CCCGAGUCUUCCCGGCCGCGGCAGUGCGCAUGCGUGGCGGCCAUCUUUCUCCCGCCGUGACCCUUCGGGAUACAUUGCAACAGUAAACACAACACAUUAGCUUCAGUGAGUGCAAAAUAACUUUAAAAAUGGUAAAAGGCAACUCUGAUCGUGAUCCUGAAGUUUCAGAAGACAUGGUGGAAUCCAUAGACGAGUUAAAGGAAAGACUGUCAGUCAUGAAGAAGAUGAUGGAGGAGCGGAAGGCAGCUGGUACUGGCACCAAGGAGCUGUUCCAAGGUCAGGCGACCAGCCUCCAAGGAACCACUAUGAUAGAUGGAAACUUCCUUAGCUUUGUCUUCGGAGGAUCCUUAUUUGUGAUCAUCAGUGUAUCAGUAUACGCUUUCUACAACCUAUAUCACGCUGUACUCAAGAAAUUCCCCUCAACCCACACUGAGUUGUAAACUGAACUUUAAUGAAACGCUACAAGGUUCAUUUGUGAUUGGUAUGAAAAAUUGUGUGUGUAAAAUGAUGGACAAUAUUGUUUUCUUAGUUCGGAAUGAUUAAAUUGUGAUUUAACUUU
Molecule: messenger RNA, 559 nt
Organism: Spodoptera litura
Lineage: Eukaryota; Metazoa; Arthropoda; Insecta; Lepidoptera; Noctuidae
Source: RefSeq, a predicted model, not a curated record